Molecule: messenger RNA, 2619 nt
Organism: Colletotrichum karsti
Lineage: Eukaryota; Fungi; Ascomycota; Sordariomycetes; Glomerellales; Glomerellaceae
Product: methyltransferase
Exons: 3
Biological process (GO): tRNA methylation
Cellular component (GO): cytoplasm; nucleus
Molecular function (GO): tRNA (cytidine-N5)-methyltransferase activity; tRNA binding
Source: RefSeq, a predicted model, not a curated record
UUGUCGCAUCUUCAAAUUCCUCGCUCCUCUUCCUCCACCACACACGUGCGCCCACAACAUCACUAUUCGCACGUCAACAAAGCUACCAUCAUGGGUCGCAAAUUCAGAGGAGGAAAGAAGGGCAAGGGAGGACGCGGUGGCGCUCAAGGUGCUGACCGUGGCCGCCAGCCUCGCAGCGAGUCGUGGCAGUCGUACCCCGCCGUCAAGAAGGAGAACGAGAGGCUUCAGCGUUACUACAACACCAUCAUUGGUUUGUCGGAGGAGGAGCAGGGUCCCUUCUGGGAUGCGCUGCGCAGAGAUCUGCCUAACAGCUUCCGCUUCUGCGGUUCCAAGGGCCACGCCUUGGCCGUGAAGAAGCUCCUCCAGAACCGAUACAUGCCGGAAAUCGUCAAGAUCGAACACGCCGAUGGCCGCCCCGUCGAACCUCCCAAGCCGCUCGAGUGGUACCCCAACGAACUCGCUUGGUGGAUGACCACCCCGAAGAACGUCAUCCGCAAAUACGCGCCCUUCUCAUCCUUCCAGAAGUUCCUCGUCUCCGAGACGAGCGUUGGAAACAUCAGCAGACAAGAGGUCGUCUCCAUGAUCCCUCCUCUUCUGAUGGACAUCCGCCCCGGCAUGACUGUUCUUGACAUGUGCGCUGCUCCCGGCAGCAAGGCCGGCCAGCUGCUCGAAAUGAUUCACCAGGGCGAAGAGGCUAGAGUCAGGAAGGUUCUGCGCGCCAAUGCGAAGGAGGACGGACUCGACCUCGGCGUGGAAACUGAGGAGGAGCGCCAGGCUGACCUCGAGGCCGACCCCUCGGAUUACGGCCGCACCACAGGCCUGUUGAUCGCCAACGACGCCGAUUACAAGCGCGGACACAUGCUUGUCCAUCAGCUCAAGCGCCUUUCGUCCCCGAACCUGCUGGUCACGAACCACGACGCUACCCAGUACCCCUCGAUCAAGCUCCCCUCCGACCCCGCGACCCCGACCAAGCCCGCAUACCUGAAGUUUGACAGAAUCUUGGCUGAUGUGCCCUGCUCUGGUGACGGAACCCUGCGAAAGAACAUGAACUUGUGGAAGGACUGGCAGCCCGGUAAUGCUCUGGGUCUCCAUGUGACCCAAGUCAGGAUUCUGCUGCGCGCUCUCGCCAUGCUCAAGGUUGGCGGCCGCGUCGUCUACUCUACCUGCUCCAUGAACCCCGUCGAGAACGAGUCCGUCAUCGCCGCAGCCAUCGACCGCUGCGGUGGCCCCGACAAGGUCGAGAUCGUCGAUUGCAGCAACGAGCUGAAGGGUCUCGUCAGGGCCCCUGGUAUGCGCAAGUGGCAGAUCAUGGACAAGUCCGGCAGGUUAUGGAGCUCCCAGGCCGAGGUUGAUGAGUACACCAAGUCCAGCGCCGACGGUAUUGCUCCUGGCAGACUUGUCGAGACCAUGUUCCCGCCCGUGGAGGGCAGCGUUUGCGCCGACCUCCCUCUCGAGCGUUGCAUGCGCGUCUACGCUCACCAGCAGGACACCGGCGGCUUCUUCAUCACUGUCCUGCAGAAGAAGUCCGAGGUCAAGAUCCGCCCCGAGGAGCAGAAGACCGAUGACGCCAGCAAGUCGAACGGAACUACCGCUGCUGCCACCCCCGCAGCCGAGAACGGCACCGAGGCGAAGACCGAGGAGAAGACCGAGGAGAAGGUCGAGGAAAAGACUGAGGAUAAGAGUGAGGAUAAGGCAGAUGCCGAUGAGACAGCCUCGAAUGGCGUUAAGCGACCGCGCGAGGACGAGACGGCUGACGGCGAGAAACAAGAAGCGAAGAAGCCCAAGAUCGAGAAGCCUCAAAGAUCGAACCGCAACGCGUACGGCCAGGUUGAGGAGCCCUACAAAUACCUCGACCCCAAGCACGAGGUCAUCCAGCACAUCAAGUCCUUCUACCACAUCUCCUCGCGCUUCCCCGAGGACCGCUUCAUGGUCCGUAACGCCACUGGCGAACCCGCCAAGGCCAUCUACUACACCUCCGCCCUUGCCCGCGACAUUCUCGCCGAGAACGAGGGCCGUGGCAUCAAGGUCAUCCACGCCGGUGUCAAGAUGUUCAUGAAGCAGGACGCCCCCUCCGCUGAGGUCUGCCGCUGGCGCAUCCAGUCCGAGGGCAUGCCCAUCCUCCAAGGCUACGUCGGUGAGGACCGCGUCGUGCGCCUCACCAACAAGGAGACGCUCCGCAAGCUUCUCAUUGAGAUGUUCCCCCGCAUCGCCGACGGAGAGUGGGAGAAGAUGGGUGAGAUUGGCGAGCGCAUCAGAGACAUUGGCAUGGGAUGCUGCGUGCUUCGUGUCGAGCCGGACGGCACUGACGUCGCGUUCGGUGAGCGCAUGGCGCUCCCUCUGUGGAAGAGCAUCCACUCCCUCAACCUCAUGCUUCCCAAGGAGGACCGCACGGCCAUGUUGUUGCGCAUCUUCAACGACACCACCCCGUUGAUCAACAACAGCCUCCAAAAGCAGAAGCAGAUCGACGAGGCGACCAAGGUCAAGGCUGCCGAGGACGCAGCGCUGGCAGAGCAAAAUUUCGUCGACAUCGAGGACGCACCCACCCCUGAGGAGAUGGAUGCUGAACCUUCUUCAACCGCCGCAGAGCCCAUGGCUGAGGACACAGAAAAGGGAAUCUAG